GACACAACACACAGCAAGCACGGGGACAGAAAAGAAAACUGUUUCUAUCCAACGCAGGUUGCCUAUUCACUAAAAUGAUCGCUAGAUGGAUAAAUUGUUAAAAUAAUCGCCUGCUAGAGUCAUAACGGUAGCAUUAAGGGAAAACUAUCAAAGUAUAUCAGACGUUCCAAGAAGCCAUAGCUUCUACCACCUCUGUUGUCUUAGCUCGCUAUAUCGGUAGCAUGUUUGCUAACCUGACAGCCAAAUAACUAACUUACGUUGUCAUAACAUUAACGUUAACGCUAGUUGGGUUUGUGAUGUUAACUUUAGCGAAUCUCUAAUAUGAUGGAAAAGGUGAUGCGGGUCGCGGUGCGCAUAAGACCACUGCUUCCUGAAGAACUCCGCCAGAACCGGGAGGUAUGUGCACAUGUUGCAGUGGAUUCACGUCAGGUUAUACUGGCAGGUGGGCAUGCCUUUCCCUGUCACUUCGCCUUUGGACCUACAGUGUCGCAGGAGCAUGUGUACGGUUCCAGCGUUAAGCCUCUGGUAGCGUCGUUUUUCGCAGGCAAAGAUGUUACCAUCCUCGCCUAUGGGCAGUCUGGAUCGGGCAAGACCUACACACUUAUCGGAGGGCACACUGAUUGUGAAGAAGACAGAGGAGUAGUGUGGCGUGUGUGUGAGGACAUGUUUCUUAAGAUGACUGCCAAUGACCUGACACACCUUAACCUGAGUGCCUGCUGUGUAUCCCUUUGUGGAGAGGAGCUACAAGACUUACUGAGCCCGGAUGCUAAACAGUUAAACCCUCACAUCAUGGAGGACCAGAAUGGGAAUACUGUGGUGGAAGGAGCUGUGGAGAUCCCACUGGGUUCAGUGGAGGACCUGCACAAUGUACUGGAUCGUAUGUCUGAAUCCUCCUCACACACACUGCUUUGGCUGCGGCUCAGGCAGCACUCGGACAGCACCUCUCAGAGUGUGUUGCUGUCCACACUGUUAGUGGUAGACUUGGCAGGCUGGGAGUGUGUGUCUGGACUAGUGACCGCCGACACCCCCAGGUUCAAACGCUCCCUCCAAAUCAGUACAGAGCUUCGGACUCUGGCUGACAUGAUUCAGCAGGACAAACUCUCACACGCUGCAGUGGGUCGCACACAGACCACCCAAGCUCUGGCUAGCCGUGCACACACACCCUGCUCUCCACUCACACAGCUGGAUGGUUCAGACUCACCAAGUGGUCGUCGACGCGAUGCACAUCCAUCCAUCCGUCCAUCGGUCCAUUCUAUCUCCGCACGCACACACACACACUCUCCUCUAAUGCGAUUGCUACAGAACUCCCUAUCUGUCUCCGCCCAGACCCUUCUGCUGGUGUGUGUCAGCCCCGCCCAGUCUAGCCUGACUGAUACUGUCAGCUGUCUGAUGCUCGCUGCACAUGCUCAGGACAAAUACUCCCGCCCAGACCAGAGAGGCGUACACACAUGGGCACACACACCAUCUGUGCCGCACACGCACAGCCCGCUUACGCGUGACGCUGCCGUUCUAUUGGAGGAGCUCCGGGACUCCGCCCCCAGCCCCGCCCUACAGCAGAGAUUGAGCGCCUGGUUGGAUGCUUACAAGAACACACCAAGCCCUUCCCAAGGCUCAGAGGUCACUCUGUGUGAGACUUGUGAUGUCCAUCAGUUGCCUGCAGACACAGCAGCUUGUGAUGAGACAGAUGCUGCACCAUCGCAGGAUGCACACACAUAUGUGCAGUCAUUACAGGAGCUAAAGCUGCACUGCCGUCUUCAAAGCGAGCUCCUAGUGGAGCAGAAGCUGCUUGCUGAUUGGCUGAAGCGUGACCUGAGGGCUCCGGACAGUGGUGGCCAGAGAUGCAAGAGCAGCCCUCUGACAGAUCAGCGGCCGGCGCCUCAGAACAGACAGCCUGCCCGCUGUGGCACCGCAGGCAGCAGAAAGGUGUACAGCAGUCCCUGUAACCUCAGCUUGGAGAGAUUGUCCGCCACCAUGAAGACCAGCAACCAACUGCUGCUGGCCCAGCUGGAGGAGCAGGAGCAGGUGCUGCGACUGCCCAGUGUGACGAGAGGCAGAGAGACUGAGGCCAAGGACCAAUCAGAGAGGAAAGACAAGAAGAGACCUCUGCUGAACCGCACGUGGACCCGCAAACAUGCCCCAGACCUGAGCGUGGCCAUCUCUGAGGCCCUGGGCAUCCCAGGGCUGUCCAGUGCGUGUGAUGCAGAGGUCAGCACGUGUGAGGCCCAGUCUGUUCUGGUCAGCGAGCUCCUGUUGGAGAAAGAGCGUCUGCAGCAGAGGAGGGACGAGCUGAGCAGCCGGCUGUCUGAAGAAAACACACCCUCAGAACAGGAUGACCUUACUUUGCACCAGCUUGAGGAGACCAUAGAGGCUGUGGAUGCUGUGAUUGGGUUGCGUCAGCACCCCGACCAGCAGAGGGCCCCCGAGAGGCAACUCAGUGCGAGCUCUGCGCCUGUGGACAGUCUGGACAGAGUCCUGGAGGAGCUUUGCAGGAGGCCAAAGCUCUGUUCUACACAUACUUUAGCAAGGUGGUGUGUCUGCGGGAGCGCGGUGCGUCCCAGCGGAGGUGCGUGCGUGAGCUGGAGGCGCUCCUCGCCGCCGAGCAGCAGCAGAGCGCCCGGAGGCUCCAGCAGCUGGAGAAGGAGGUGUUCUUCUACCGGAGCAGCAGUCGCGAGCUGCGGCGCCGCCUCAAGGAGCUGGUGCAGGACGGCCCCUCGCCAGCCUCCAGCAGGGCGUCGUGGCGCAGGGGCAGCGGGGAAGGAGGGCAGGGCUUGGGGGAGGCACCCGACUGACAUGGAGCCCCAGACCCUAUGAGCGCACAUUCGCCCCCAAAACACUAAGCACUGACAUGGAUUAGCACUUGCGGUGUCUAAUCCUCAUCCCAUUCAGAUGAACCCUGACUCAGCUCCUCUCUGUUUAGAGCCCAGUCCCCACCACACUGACCACUGACUCAACACAUCAUCAACCCUCUGCUCUCUACUCAGAAGGCUGUGGUUUUUACACCUCCUUCACAGUGCCUGUCAGAUCAAUAUUUUUCCUGUACUCCUGUGGCUGACAUGAUUUGUGUGUGUGUUUUUUUUUAAAUGUGUAUGAUUUCUU
This is a messenger RNA of Alosa alosa (allis shad), 3096 nucleotides long. RefSeq names its product chromosome-associated kinesin KIF4B-like. Lineage: Eukaryota; Metazoa; Chordata; Actinopteri; Clupeiformes; Clupeidae. Gene Ontology annotation, molecular function: ATP binding; microtubule binding; microtubule motor activity. The record is from RefSeq and is a predicted model, not a curated record. Gene Ontology annotation, biological process: mitotic spindle organization; microtubule-based movement. Bases 322 to 2811 code for a protein of 829 amino acids. The transcript is spliced from 9 exons.